Molecule: messenger RNA, 1113 nt
Organism: Coprinopsis cinerea okayama7#130
Lineage: Eukaryota; Fungi; Basidiomycota; Agaricomycetes; Agaricales; Psathyrellaceae
Exons: 5
Coding region: 1-1113 (370 amino acids)
Source: RefSeq, a predicted model, not a curated record
AUGCCUUUGACUGACAUCGAACGUGAGGUUUUGGGGGCUGCUUGGUCCAAGAGCGUGUUCACGAACGUCGCAGUAACGCUCCCCACCGCCGGAAUCCACAUAUUCAUGUCUCUCUACGUCCUCUCGAUUCACAUCGAGUCACCCAGAGACGUACGCAAGCGACGAAGACCGUACAUCCUCAUCUCGUUCAUUCUAGCCACCCUCGUUACCCUGAUUGCGGCCCUCGAGGCGUACCAAAUCUACGAUGCUUUGGCUACGGCGCAGAAGUUGGGUGUUGUUGAGUUUGGCGACCUGUGGCCUGGGGGUCUGCGACAUCCUGGACUUGAGCGAUGGCAGGCGGUUCUGAGAGGCGUUUGCUUGCUUGUUGGGGUUGUCGUCGGGGACGCGCUUUUGUUGUAUCGAUGUUAUGUUGUCUAUUAUGACAGGAGGUGGCUCUGCGUAUUCCCUGCUCUCACGUACCUCGCAUCCAUCGUAUUCGGGAUCCUAACAACCCAAUCCACCCUCCGCCCUCAAUCGAACUCGCCAAACCUCAUCAACGCCUAUCGCGCCGCGUGGCUUUUCACGACCGUCGGAGUCAACGUCCUUGUCACCUCCUUCGUCAGCUUCCGACUUGUAAGGCUUGAGAGGCGAAUUAGAGCGGAGUUCUCUCCUGGGGGGUUUAGCAUUAGAACAUCGAUCUACAGCGCGGCCUCGAAUUUGCUUAUCGAAGCUGCUGUGCCUGCAGCGUUGUUUGGGGUGAUUUUGGCGGUGAUUUAUAUACUGAUUCUUGUGGAGCCACACCCGACGGCGAGGAAUGCGCACCUUGGGACGCUGGUUGUCCUUGCGGCUUCGCAGGAAGCUGCGACGGCGCUGUAUCGUGGGUUCAUGUUCCUCUCGCCUCAGAUGAUCGUUUUCAGGGUUAUGACGGGCCGGUCUUGGGCACGGCUGGAGGAUACGCUGGUGACGGUAUUAUCUGCGACUACAACCGGUUCGGAGGUCACCUUCAACUUCAAUGCUCGGAGGAAGGCAAGUGACGAGGUGGACAGGUUCGAUUCGAGGGAAGGGCCAGCACCUAUAGAGAGGGGGGAGUCGGAUGGGAGAUCUGUAACCGAUCGGGGGAAUCGUGACGUCUGA